Messenger RNA from Ilyonectria robusta, 1587 nucleotides. RefSeq lists its product as uncharacterized. The transcript has 2 exons. The record is from RefSeq and is a predicted model, not a curated record. Bases 1 to 1587 code for a protein of 528 amino acids. Gene Ontology annotation, molecular function: protein binding. NCBI's taxonomy places the organism in Eukaryota, Fungi, Ascomycota, Sordariomycetes, Hypocreales, Nectriaceae.
AUGGCAAAUAUUUUCGACCUGCCGCCGGAGAUCCUCGGCGGGAUUCUCUCCAUGCUGCCUGGCCAGGCCCUUCAAUCGCUACGAGCAAGCUGCAGGGGACUCAACCAAGCCGCUUCACCGUUGCUUUUCCCAGUCCUCUAUCUGUCUUGCCAUCCACUCGACUUGGACGUCUUCCAGCUUGUCGCGGCAAACCAACUCCUCCUGGGCGGCGUCCGCGAGCUGGUCAUUGACGAUACAACACUGGCGCCAUCCUUGUCCGAAUGGAAAGUUUUCCAGGCCGCGGCCUCAACGGAAGAAGUGCUCUGGCCUGACCGGCGAAAGCCGUACUUCCCCGGAGAAGCGCCGUUCGAUAUUCCCGGUCGCAGGUGGGCCCCGGCUCCGGACCCGGCGCUGCAUGAGCUGUUCAUGUCCGUGUUCAAGCUCCAUCACCACAACCGAAGGACACACGCCGACCUCACAGCGCUCAAAAAUGCGCUGCCGCGGAUGAAUGGGCUUCAUAGCCUGGUACUCACAAACCGGACCGCCGACGAAGCCCCCGCGUCUGGUGCCCAGAGCCAGGACUCGUCCAGCCCGACAGUUCGCAUGUGGCGACGCUUCGGUACCGAGCGCAAAGAGCGCCCGCCAUUUCCUCCCCGAUGCGACUGGUGGGCAGCAUGGGGGAGCCCAAUGCCCCGUACGUAUGAGAACAUGUUGACGUUGGAUUGGCUGGACGAUGAAUUGGAGCGGAAUAUUCGGCAAUCUGGUCCUCCCUAUGGGCACGAAGUUGGGACGGAGGAGAAUGAACCGGUACUUUACUGGGAAGGUUUGGUCAGUCAUGGCGAAGUGGUCCCUGGGGAAUACCUUCAUUUUCCUGAGGUGCGCUCCAUCGCGCGUGAGGCCCGGGGUCUUCUUGUUGCCCUGGCAGCUCUUGAGAAUCCAGGAAUUCGGUCCCAGCUCAGAGAAUUCCGGGUCGAUGCUUCACAGGACAUAAUUCAAGAGAAUUGCCAACCCGGACUGCCCAUCAGAUUGUUCGACAGUGUCUCUCCCUUUCCGGACACACUCGCCGCCCAGCUAGGACUCGCCUCCAACCUGACCCGUUUACACCUCUCUAUCAAUGACGAGUGCAUGCCCUGGGAGCGCGACGAUGUGAUCGAAGGAGGGCACUUCGGCCUCGUUCUCGCCAGCAUGCCUCGGCUGGAGCAGCUUGUUUUCGAGGCACACGGAAUGUCCACUGUAGCCGCUAUUCCCGACGACUUGAGGUUCGUGCGCUUGCGUCACGUCGAGUUCAGCUGCGGCCACAUUGAUCCGGAGAAGUUGGCUAGUUUCAUCCGCCGCCACGCCACCACGCUCGAGAUUUUGCGGAUCGAGUAUUGCAGUAUCCAUCCGCACCGGGAUGAAUACACCUGGCACGACGUGAUGCGGGGGGUUAGCGAGCUGCAGGAGAAGGGAACAACGAACCUUCGAGAAGCAACCUUGUUUUCCGUAUUUGGGUUCAAACCGUUUUCCGGGUGCGGGAAGAACGGGACCAUCCGAGUUGGGCGGACACAGAAUCAAGUAUACUCGUGGACGUACGGCGUUGAUGCAACUUUGAAUACACCGUUAGUGUAG